UAAUACAGUAAUGCAGUGAUUUUAAUGAUUUGCACAUCAUUGCAUCCUGUUUUUAUUCACAUUUUGCACUGCAUCCCAACUUUUGUGGAAAUGGGGUUGUAUUAUAUGUUUUUCUCAAAUUAUUUCUUCUGCCAGGCCAUCUGAAGUCAGAUCUAGAUAUCAUUGUAGCUAGGUCUGCUCAUGGCACUGUGGAAGAUCACCAAGGUCCAGAUUUUGAGAGGAUAUGUCACACCUGGGAUUGUAGACCUAGUCCAGAUACACUUCUUCACUACAGAACUGCUCUGUUGCAGGAGCUGCUGUAAUUUACCUGGGGAGGGUUUAUUUGGAUAAAAAUGGCAUCACCAGAAGACCUGUUGUCACAGAGAAAUAAAAUACAGCGACAGAUUUUGGAGCUGGAGACAGCUCUAGGCGCGGACAGUAGUGUUAUAGAUUUGCUUUCGUCAUCCAGCGACAGUGAUGAGGAGUCAGAUGACAGUGGACAUGCAGGGGAGGAAGCGGCGUCAGAAGAUCUAGAGGCAAAGCGACAGCAAAUACAGAAGGAGAUUGAAGCAUUAGAGCAAACACUUGGAGUAGAUGCAGCACUGGUGGCUGGCUUGACGGACAAUGAACAUGGUACUGGCAGUCACAUGGAUUCUAGUGAUGAGGAUAGUGAUGAGGAGUUGGAUCUUCCUCAAGAUGUGGAGACUUGUCUGCAGAUGAAUCUGGUCUAUCAGGAGGUGCUGAAAGAAAAGCUAGCUGACUUAGAGCGCCUUCUCAGUGAAAACCGCCAGCAGCAGAAAGAGAUUGAAGCCCAGCUUUCCGGCCCUGUAUCUGCUUUUCCAGGGCUGCCUCACAUGAAACUUUACCUUGGCACCUUUAUGAAACCAUAUUUCAAAGACAAGCUCACUGGUCUGGGCCCUCCAGCAAAUGAAGAAACCAAGGAAAGGUUGAGUUACGGGACCAGGCCCUGUGAUGAGAUGAAAAUUAGAAGAUGGGAAGCAUGGCAGAAAACUUUGCUGAUCAACUCAGUAGUUUCAGACACUAUGAAACGCAUGCUACAGCCUAAAAUGUCCAAGCUGGAUUACUUGACUGCAAAGAUGUCCAAAGCAGAAGAUGUGGACAAAGAAACACUUAAAAAACAAAUAGUUUUUUUGGAGAAAGAAAUUGAAGAAAUUAGUUCAAUGAGUGAAGAGCAGCUGUAUGGGAAUCGCCAUGAUGAUCAUGAUUGGGACAAAAUAGCAAAUAUCGAUUUUGAAGGCCUACGACAACCUGAGGAUUUGGAGAGAUUCUGGCAGAAUUACCUGCAUCCCUCCAUUAACAAAUCAACAUGGAAACAGGAUGAGAUUGAAAAGCUUUCUGCUGUUGCAGAACAGUUCAAAUUCUGCCACUGGGACCAAAUAGCAGAGGCACUUGGCACCAACAGGACAGCUUUCAUGUGCUUCCAGACAUACCAGCGCUACAUUGCUAAAAAUUUCAGAAAGAGAGAGUGGACUAAAGAGGAGGACCAGGUCCUCUGUGACCUUGUACAGAAGAUGAGGAUCGGCAAUUUCUUACCAUACACUCAAAUUUCAUACUUUAUGGAAGGUCGUGAUCAUGCCCAGCUCAUGUAUCGUUGGACGUGUGUUCUUGAUCCCUCAAUAAAGAAGGGCCCUUGGUCAAAAGAAGAGGACCAGUUAUUGCUGAAAGCUGUGGAAAAGUAUGGGCCCAAGGACUGGUGGAAAAUCAGACUGGAGGUACCUGGCAGGACAGACAACGCAUGCCGAGACAGAUAUUUAGAUUGCCUCCGAGAUGAUGUGAAAAGAGGUGCAUGGAGUGAUGAUGAGGUGGAACUGCUAAAAAAACUUGUUGAGAAAUAUGGUGUUGGUAAAUGGGCUAAGAUUGCCACAGAAAUUCCAAACCGGAUUGACAGCCAGUGUUUGAACAAGUGGAAAUGGAUCGUGCGGACCACUGCUAAACAAGGUAUAAAAAGGGAAAUAAAAGGAUCAACGAAAUCAAAGUCAAAAAAGAGGAAAGUGACCAAGAAAAUGAUCAAAGAGGAAAGUGAAAUGGACUCCAAUUCUGAAGAUGAGAAAAUAAAAGUGGAGUACAUAGAUAGUGAUGGAGAAGAAAAAGGAUGUAACAUCCCCUCAGAAGAUGAGACAGACCCUAGGGAAGAGUACAUCCAGCCUGAUAUGAAGGAAUGGAUUCCGGUAGAUGGCAAGGAAAAAAUGCAUCCUAAAGCAACUGUGAGGACCAUGCUGGUCAGAUUGCCCACCAGGGAGGAAAGGCAAACUUCUGGAAUGAACAGUACAGAUGACAGAGAUACUGGAUGUCACUACAUACAGAACCACAUGCUAGCACGGAGUACCAUGCUGGACCACCUGGGAUAUCCAAUUAAGAUGUACAUGGGUAUAGAAUCUCAGCCUUUAGACAAGUGGGAUCUCUGCAAUGAAAGGGCCAUGAUCAAAGUGCCUAUACACGAUGUGAAAAAUUUGCUGAAGUGGAAGAAAACAUCUGCUGUGAAAGGGAGAACCAAGACCAAACCAUGCAUAUCUUCAGCUAAAAGACAGGUGAAUGCACAAAGUGAUGGACAAGAGACGAGCAGAAUUAAGAGUGGUCAGACAGUCAAACGCAGUCAAACCACUCGUAUCUCUAAGGCAGUAAUCAACGCUAACCUUGACUAUGCUCUCCUGAUAGCUGUUACUCCAUGGGUUGGCAAUGUGUUACUGCCCCUGCCUUUCAGCAAAAGGAAAGUCUGUGAAGCUGACAUUGCUCGAACAAGAGCAGCAGAUGUUCCUCUCACACGAACGGCAGUGUUUUUGCUUUUUCUGAAGGUUAUUCAGAUAGAUGCUGAAGGCUGCAAGAAAGUCAUUGAGGCUCAAAAAAACAAGCCAAGACCCCAACCAGCCAAGUGGUAUCCAUCUGUUAGGACAAGGACAGUGGCAAUGCUGCUUGCUCAAAAGGAGCAGGGGGAGAAGAACUGCUUUAAGGCCACACAACUCCCAGAUCCCAAGCAACCUCCACCAACCCCACAGACUAGCAAAUUACCAAUUCCUACAACUCCUCAACAGAACAAGAAACCUACUUCGUUGGCUCCCCAGAUUUAUACAAAUAUACAUCAGGGAGUUCUCACCCCACAGCCUGUUGGACCAGCAUUUUUACCUCUUCUGCAAUCAGAUACACAGGGUACAUCACACACUCUUCAGCCAUUAUUGCAGCUGGUAGUACCAGUAGAACCUGGUAAAUCAGUAGAGCUGGCAGCCCCUCCUACAAGCUCAAUAUCUAGCCCAUCCUCUGUUGUAGCUCCUACAGAGAAUGCAGAGAAAACAAGGACUUCAAAACGCAAAUGCAAACCCACAAUGAAAGCACAGGCUUUGAAGGAAAAUGUUAAAUCCAAAGCUUGCAGGAAACGGUCCGCUAAAAAUAACCAAAAUGGUGGUGAUGCCCCUACAGUUGCAGUAUUACCACAAACUACAGCUUGGAUUCUCACGUCUGCUGGCUUGAUGCCCAUUCAGCUAUCUUCCCCUGGGAUCGUUGGUAAUCAGAACAAAGUAAUACCCAACAGUGUUCCUCAUUUUUUACUUCAGCCACCUGUUGCAGUUAAACAGAAUCAGCUUGUCCGUGCUGUGGGGCCAAGCAAUCCAACAACUGUCACCCCAGCUGAUGUAGCAUCUCCAACAGCCAGACCAAAUCUUAAUCAGAUCCUUCCACCUUCAACAGUCUCAAACAGCCCCAAUGUUUCCUCUCUUUCUGCAGUUAAUAAUGUCCCAAACAUCUCCUCAGCUGUCACAAAUAAAAGUGUUCCUUUAGUCCCACCUUACACUACAAAUGUGCCCACAUCUGUCACCGCAUCUGCUGUCCAGGUGCCACCUCCUGAAAUCCAAUGUAAUCAAAACCAAAACAUUUCGAAUGUUGUCCCUCAAGUGCCAUUUCAGUCACCUAUAAUUUUGAGUCCUUCCAAUACUGUGAGACCUGUGAGUCCUUUCAAUUCCUCUCCAUCUCCAGUUGCAAAUGGAGCUCGUCUUACAUCUUAUCCUGUGGGAACAAGUCAGAAUUUCACAUCCAAUGCCACCAAAGUCUCUUUAACUCCAUCGGUUCAUAAUGUUGUCAGUGUCUCCACAGCCUCUACUGUCACAAGUGCACCUGUCAUCCCUCCAGUUCACCCUUUUCCAGCUUUGAACAUUUCCAGUCCAGUAGUCCAGAUGACGUCUCCUGUCAUCUUAGGUAAUCAGAAACAAAGAAUGUCAGACUGUGUUUCACAGGUCGUCGUUCAGCAACCUAUCAUAGUAAAUCAAAAUGGUUCUUUGGCACUCAUACGUGCUGCUAGACCUACAAAUAUCCUUCCAGCCCCUGUUGCAAAUAUUUCUAAAGUUCUACCCCGCCCUGCAGCAUCUUCAGCUUCUUCUGUUAAUAAUGUGCCUGGUGUACGUACUGCCAGGCCAGCUUCUAUUGCUGGGAGUGACAUUUCCACAGUUGCAGCAUCACAUGCUAUUCCGCAAGCCAAUUUUGUAUAUGGCCUCACAGUUCCCAACCAGCACAGCUUGCGAACCCCUUCAGUUGGGAUAUGUGCUAGUACGUCAGUCAGACUUAUGACCCCUAGUUGUCAAAUUUUGCCUAAGACUGUAGUACAGCAGACAGGCCUGCAGGCAAAAAAGCAGCCCCUUCAGACAGGAACCACCACAUCUAAUCCAAGCCCCAGACCUGGCACUUUGUCUUUUGACUUCAGCCUGAUGUUCCAUGAGGGUUCAGCUCAAGGGAAGAACUGGAUUCAGGGGAAUGAUGGAAUUUCACUGGCUCAACUGGAGAAAAAAAUGCCCUACCUCCCCCCAUUUGUCAGCAGCAUCAGUAAACUGGUCUCUUUGCUCAAGGCAAAAGAGUCUUUUUUGCAGGGAGCAGUGCAGCUUUUACCUGAAGAAGAACGAGCCAAAAGUGAGGAGGAAGCUAAGGUGGCUGCUAUACGGAAACUGGUAUCUGAGCGGUUUAAAAAUAACCCUGCAUACUCGCUUCUGAAGGCCCGCUUCUUAUCAUGUUUUACUUUGCCUGCCCUCUUGGCCACCAUACACCCAUGUAAAGAGAACAGAUUGCCUGGUUCAGCCAUGCUUAGUGAUGAUGAAGAAGACAAUAAGGAUGAAGUCAAGCUGAUGCAGGGUGGAAAUGAAGAUCAGCCUGCUGUGGUGUUGCUCAACACAAAUACAAGUGAAGCAUCAGCAACACAGUUCUCAGGGAUGAGUGCAAGAAAGCAAAGCAAAAGCCAUACUACUGCAUAAUGGGGAAUCAAGCAUCAUACUUUUUAUUUGAGAACAGGACAUUAAUAAAAGUUUUUUUUUUAAGUUUUUUUUUGGUUCUGUAAACUGUGAAGUUAUGCUAAUUAUGUUAUUGAAAUGUUGUGUGUUCAAUGCUAACUGUGCAUUUAAUUGCUUACACUAAAUUACAUAAUUGCUUUAAAAAGCUGCAAAAGAUCUAUAAUGUGUUUUAUGUUUUUGUCCAAAGAAUAGUUUGAAGCAAAUAUUUUUGAAUA
Molecule: messenger RNA, 5476 nt
Organism: Pygocentrus nattereri (red-bellied piranha)
Lineage: Eukaryota; Metazoa; Chordata; Actinopteri; Characiformes; Serrasalmidae
Gene: snapc4
Product: small nuclear RNA activating complex, polypeptide 4
Exons: 25
Coding region: 333-5225 (1630 amino acids)
Source: RefSeq, a predicted model, not a curated record